Molecule: messenger RNA, 3120 nt
Organism: Lindgomyces ingoldianus
Lineage: Eukaryota; Fungi; Ascomycota; Dothideomycetes; Pleosporales; Lindgomycetaceae
Product: TPR-like protein
Exons: 1
Coding region: 1-3120 (1039 amino acids)
Molecular function (GO): protein binding; ADP binding
Source: RefSeq, a predicted model, not a curated record
AUGCGCUUUUUGCGAAUAAACGACGAUGGAAGCUUCAGCUUGAUCUACUUUGUAGAGCGCGACGUGCCCAAUUACGCAACCUUGUCCCACACUUGGCGGAGUCAUCACGAGGCCACGUUUCAAGACGUCAUCAAUUGUACAACACCUAAAUCUAUCCCCGGCGGUCCGGCCUUCGACAAACUCCUCUUCUGCGGCGACCAGGCGAAAAAGGACGGAUUGCAAUAUUUCUGGGUUGAUACUUGCUGCAUCGACAAGUCAAGCAGCGCUGAACUGAGCGAAGCUAUCAAUUCCAUGUUUAGCUGGUAUCAGCGCUCGACUAAAUGCUACGUGCUUCUUACCGACGUUUCUAUUCACUUGGGAAAUAACGAUUUAGACUAUAGAGACUCCCAACUACGACAGAGCCGGUGGUUCACUCGAGGCUGGACUCUUCAAGAGCUUCUUGCUCCUCCUUCGGUUGAAUUCUUUUCUCGUGAAGGAAAACUCCUUGGUUCUAAGAAAUCGUUGGAAAAACAAAUUUCCGAAAUUACGAGAAUCCCCAUCUCCGCUCUUCGAGGAAAUCCUCUUUCUUACUUUACUGUUGACGAGAGGAUGUCCUGGAGGACAAAUAGAGAGACCACACUCGAGGAAGAUAAGGUGUAUUCUCUGCUUGGCAUUUUCGGCGUCCACAUGCCGGCAAUCUAUGGCGAAGGAGAACACCACGCGCUUCGUCGCCUCCAAUCUGAGAUCGAGAUGCAUUCAAAAAAACCCAUUACCGACAAGAAUCCAGACCUCCAGCACCCACUCAGUCAGUGGCUUGUGCCGUUUGAAAGAAAUAUUCGUUUCACCGAUCGUGAGUCUGAGCUUGCCGAACUUCAAAACAUGCUCUUCACUAACAAUCAAUUCACCAAAACUGCAAUCUCUGGUCUCGGAGGAGUGGGUAAGACGCAGCUUGUGCUGGAGUUCCUCUAUCGUCUUAGGGAGAAGCACGAGCAUUUCUCGGCCAUUUGGAUUCAAGCUACUAGCAUGGAGAGUCUGGAUCAAGGAUACCAUGUUGUUGCUCGGCAAUUUGGAAUUCGAAGUUUGGGGGGCGAAGACACGGACAUUAAAAAAGUUGUGCAGGACUUCCUAAGUAGAGACGGCGCAGGCCAUUGGGUCUUGGUCUUUGAUAACGCCGACGAUAUCAACAUGUGGAUCGACAAACCAAACUCCGCAGCUCAUCAAUCUACCCGGUUGAUCGAUUACAUUCCCCGGAGCAAGAAUGGACGGGUCAUAUUCACGACGCGAGACAGGAAGGCCGCGGUGAAGCUCGCCCAGCAGAAUGUGAUUGAAGUGCCUCAGAUGACUGAAGACACAGCUACACGGAUGCUGCGGAACCUUUUAAUACACAAGGAUCUUGUUGAUUCCAGACCUGCGGAUACGAAAGCGAUGCUUGCAUGGCUUACCUAUCUCCCACUGGCUAUCGCUCAGGCAGCCGCAUACAUCAACGAGAAUGGGAUUAGCCUGGCGGAUUAUCUGGUGCUCGUGGGUUGCCAAGAGCAAGAGGCUAUUGAGCUCCUCACCGAAGAAUUCGAGGAUGAUGCGAGAUAUUCCGACAUGAAAAACCCAGUGGCCACGACCUGGCUGAUCUCAUUCCGGCAAAUUCAACAACACGACCCUCUUGCAGCAGAAUACAUGUCUUUCAUGGCUUGCAUUAACCAUAAAGACGUUCCUCAGCUUCUCCUUCCACCAGGGCCAUCGCGAAAGAAGGAGAUGGAUUCAAUUGGGACACUGAGCGCCUACUCAUUCAUCACCAGACGCUCAGAAGACUUGGCACUUGACUUACAUCGACUUGUGCACCUCACAGUUCGGAACUGGCUUCGGAAUGAAGGAGUGCUUGCUGAGUGGACUCGCAGAGCCGUCGCGCGAUUAGAAGAGGUAUUUCCGGGCCACGCACACACGAACAGGGCCGUGUGGAGAAUGUAUCUUCCUCACGCACGUUAUGCCUUGGAGUCGAAGCUCAUUGCAAAGGACGAUGCCAAGAGGGUCGACUUGGAAUGGAAAAUUGCAAUGUGUUAUUACAGCGACGGCCAGUUCGACGAGGCAGAGACUUUUUUUCGGGAAGUGAUGAAGUUUCGGACAAAUGUGCUUGGAGUGGAGCAUCCAGACACGCUAAAGAGCAUCGCGAAGCUGGCUUUGACAUACCAUGCACAAAGCCGGUUCCAAGAGUCCAAGGUACUCGGGCUAAGGGCGGUAGAGGCUCAGAAGCGGGUCCUCGGCGAAGAGGAUCCUGAGACACUGACUACCAUGAGCCACCUGGCCAUGACGUGUAGCGAUCUGUCGCAGUGGAAGGAAGCAGAAGAGCUCGAGCUGCAAACAAUGGAACUUCGGACGCGCGUUCUCGGCGACGAACACCCGGACACUCUCGUUAGCAUGAGCAAUUUGGUGUAUCUGUGCAACUGUCAAGGUUGGUGGAAGAAGGCUGAAGAGCUUGGCAAGCAGGUAAUAAGCGCGCGCAAGAAGGUGCUCGGUAUCGAGCAUCCUGACACUCUCCUUAGUGUUGGCAACCUAGCACACACGUAUAACAAUCAGGGCCGGUACAAAGACGCCGAAGAGUUGCUAGUCCACGUAAUGAAUGUUCGUAUAAGAGUGUUAGGAAAAAAUCAUCCGCAAACGCUUAGCGGUAUGAGCAACCUAGGAGUUAGCUACCACAAUCAAGGCCGAUUAGACGAAGCCGAAGCGCUCCAGGCGCAAGUAGUAGCGGCCCGCAAGGCCCUGCUGGGCCCGGAGCACUUCUCAACUUUGACGAGCAUGGCUCAUCUCUCAUCGACAUACUAUAGUCAAGGCCGAUUGACGGAGGCAGAGGAGCUUGGUUUGCAGGUGAUGGAGUUGCGCAAAAAGGUCCUAGGCCCAGAACAUCAUCAUACAUUGACCAGCAUGACCAAUCUGGCAUCGAUUUAUCUUGAUAAUGAGCAGUUGAGCAAGGCCGAGGAGCUUGGGUUACAAGUAUUAGCGAUCCGGAUCAGAGUGCUAGGUAUGGAGCAUCACCAUUCGCUUGCUAGCAUGGAGCACCUGGCAGCUACGUAUAAGAAGCAAGGACGGUUAAUGGAAUCUGAGGACCUUGAGAUGCAGGCCGCUGAGGCUCGAAAGAAGACGGUAUCCUAG